AUGCCUGUCAAUGUCGCCAGGCCCGGAUAUGUCACGACACAUGUUUGCUCAAAUCACGCUCGAGAUUCGGGAAGGGAUUUGACUUUCAAGAUUUAAUUAGUCAUAAUCCACACAGUCUCUUACGUAGUGGUAGCCUUGUUAUUAGUUUGCAAGUUUCUACUAGGAAGAAUGGAUUCUCUAAAAAACGGAUGGUUUAGUGAAUUGAGCCCCUUGUGGCCUGGCCAAUGUAUUUCUUUGGAAGUAGAAGAAGUCCUUCACCAGGAAAAAUCAGAAUUUCAAGAUAUUUUGGUCUUGAAAUCGAAAACCUAUGGCAAAGUUCUAGUACUAGACGGUGUAAUUCAGUGUACCGAAUUGGAUGAAUUUUCGUACCAAGAAAUGAUUUCAUUUUUGCCAAUCACUUGCCAUCCCAAUCCCCAAAAGGUCUUAAUUGUAGGUGGUGGAGAUGGAGGAGUUGCACGUGAACUAGUGAAGCAUCCUCUUGUGCAGUCUGUUGUUCAGUGUGAAAUAGAUGAAAGAGUAGUUGAAGUUUCUAAAAAAUUUCUUCCAUUUAUGGCCAAAGGAUUUGAGGAUUCUAAAGUCACUCUUCAUAUUGGGGAUGGAUUUGAAUUUAUUAAAAAUCAUCCUGCUGAAUUUGAUGUUAUCAUCACAGACUCAUCAGAUCCCAUAGGGCCAGCUGCUUCUCUGUUUCAAGAGAGUUAUUUUCAACUUUUGUGCCAAGCCUUGAAGCCAGGAGGAAUUGUUUGCUCUCAGGGAGAAAAUGCUUGGUUUCAUAGUCAUUUGAUUGCUCCAUUAUUAAAAAGUUGCACUGAAUUGUUUCCUGUUGUGGAUUAUGCCUAUACUUGCAUACCAACAUAUCCAGGUGGCCAAAUUGGAUUCAUAUUGUGCAGUACAAAUCCUGAGACACAAUUUCGAACUCCGAUUCAUCAAUUAUCCGAAGCUGAAUGUGAGAAAAUGCAACUACGCUAUUACUCUUCAGAAAUGCAUUCAGCAGCUUUUGUUGUACCUCGUUUCGCUCGAAAAGCACUCAUCAGUUUGCCUAAAGCUAAUGAAAAAGAAACACAUUAAAGUAAUUCCAAAAUACCUUGAAUUUAGUUGAUGGGUCUAAAUUUUUCGCACACUACUCUGGGGAAUUAGUUUUUUACUUAUAUUGGCAACUGCAACGUUUCCAAAACAGUUCGUAGUUUCGUACAUUCUGUAAAAAAGUUGCUAAGCUAACUCAUAUACGCUGAUAUGUUCAUUUAUAAUAAUUUUCUGCUUGGUACUAAACAAAAAAUACUUACUGCCGCUUUUUACUCUA
Daphnia pulicaria is the source of this 1297-nucleotide messenger RNA. RefSeq names its product spermidine synthase-like (gene SpdS). Bases 169 to 1065 code for a protein of 298 amino acids. Gene Ontology annotation, biological process: spermidine biosynthetic process. NCBI's taxonomy places the organism in Eukaryota, Metazoa, Arthropoda, Branchiopoda, Diplostraca, Daphniidae. The record is from RefSeq and is a predicted model, not a curated record. Gene Ontology annotation, cellular component: cytosol. The transcript has 5 exons. Gene Ontology annotation, molecular function: spermidine synthase activity.